Molecule: messenger RNA, 5333 nt
Organism: Lethenteron reissneri (Far Eastern brook lamprey)
Lineage: Eukaryota; Metazoa; Chordata; Hyperoartia; Petromyzontiformes; Petromyzontidae
Gene: CBFB
Product: core-binding factor subunit beta
Biological process (GO): regulation of transcription by RNA polymerase II
Cellular component (GO): core-binding factor complex; nucleus
Molecular function (GO): transcription coactivator activity; sequence-specific DNA binding
Source: RefSeq, a predicted model, not a curated record
AUGGGGAAACUUUUAGCGUUGAGAGCGCGCGGUUGUUGCGGGGGGUGGGGGCAGCCGCUCCGGACUGCACUCGCGCGGCGUGAAUUUAACCAAUUAAGCAAUUAACAGCGUCGGUUGUUGCUGUUUUGGUUAGCUGCGGUGGUGGUAGUUGUGCUUGGUGGUGGUGGUGGUAGCGGAGAAGAGGCAGUGGAGACGAGGAGGAGGAGGUGGAGGAGGGCUUGCGCUUGGGUGUCAAGAUGCCGCGCGUGGUUCCCGAUCAGCGGAGCAAGUUCGACAACGAGGAGUUCUUCAGGAAGCUGAGCCGCGAGUGCGAGGUCAAGUACACCGGUUACCGGGACCGGCCCCUGGAGGAGCGGCAGAUGCGCUUCCAGAGUGCGUGCCGAGAGGGUCGCUCAGACCUGGCGUUUGUCGCCACGGGCACGAACCUGUCGCUGCAGUUCCUGCCACCCACCUUCCACACGGAGGGACAGCGGCCGGCGCCCACGCGCGAUUACGUGGACUUUGAGAGGGAGCAAGGAAAGGUUCACCUGAAGGCGCCUAUGAUCCUGAACGGUGUGUGCGUGAUCUGGAGGGGCUGGGUGGACCUGCAGAGGCUGGACGGCAUGGCCUGCUUGGAGUUUGACGAGGAGAGGGCACGGGAGGACCUGUUGGCCCAGCAGGCGUUUGAGGAGGCUCGCAGGCGAGCGCGCGACUUUGAGGACCGGGAGCGGGUGCACCGCGAGGAUCUGGAGGGGAGGAGACACCCGGACACGAGUCCCAACUCUGGAGGCAUGAACAGCGCAGACGAACUCAAGCUCCGCUAAACGAAACCAAGAACCCCGAUAAAUAUCACUGCCUGAAUAUAAACGGAAAAACUUACAAAAAAGUGUUUUAUGGAGUUUGAAAGGAGAGCAAAAAAAGCUAACGAAACUGCGUUGGAUUCUUUUAACUUUUUAAACAAGAUGCCCUCUAUUGCUUCCUUUAUAUUCCUCUUCUAACAGUCAAAAUGUAAUUUCGCGAAUAUAGAGAAACAGCGUUUAAGCAGCUGGCGGCGGGCACCUGGGCUUGUCCCACCAGCCGUCAUCGUGUUGAGAAGCCUUCCGUGGGGCAGCUGCUUGACGUUUUGCCCGCUGCGUUCAUCACACAGGGACAGGAAUAAACUUGUGCACGAGGGGGAGUCAUCUGAUAGAUGCAUUGGCUUUUAUUUCUUGAGGGGGUGGCGGGUGGGGGAGAAAGGUGCCUAGAAUCCAUACGAGUGCAUUGUUAACUGAUAAAGCGCCAAAAAAGAUAUAUAUAUAUAUAUAGAGAGAGAAAGGCAUGUAACAUGAUGAAAGAAACGAGGACUUAGCGUGCAUGGAAAGUUUUUUUUUUCUCCUGGAGAUAUUUCCGAGAUGAGUAGAGUGACCCUGUGGAUGAGCAACAAAGGGCAAGCCGUGGCUGUGAUGUCGGAUGUAAUUUUACCCCCCCUCUCUCUUUAGACUGCUCGUGAUCAAUAACUGGAAGCCUUCGGGAAUCUCGGUCCCUAGCAUCCCCAUGCGCUGCGACGUAAAUAACCUCGGCAACCGACCUCGGCGCAGAUGUACAGAUGCGUUGCAGCGAUCUGUUUUUUUUUCUUUAAAAGUUGAUACGAAUAAUUCAGUUUAUUCCGUGACGCGGCGUUAUAAAUCGUCUCUGUAUCACGCUUCGGACUGAGCGGCAUUUCGCUGUGGAUAAUCGCAGUCUGUUUACAAUUCUUGUUUUUCGGCAGUGCUCGGGAUAGGGGGGAAUGAGUUUAAUCUUGACAUCACAUUCACGUGGGCAGUUUUCACCCGUUUUUGGAAAUUAAUGACGCAACAAAUGAAUUUUAGAGCGAUGUAUAAAUAAAAUAAUUAGGUGUUUAGCGACGAUCUGUAUUCCCAGUUUUGCCUUGCUGCAGUUUGGCCAAGACAUUAAUCUUUACUGACAGUGGGGCCUUACACAAACAAGCAUAAGAGAAAGUAGGAUUAUUGUGAUGUUUCCUCAAUUGAGUUAUUGCAGGUACGACCAAUCAAAUAUUUAAAAAUGUAUCAUACCUGGACCUUUUAAAAGCGAACACGACGGGUAAACAUACGCUUCACACGGGAAUGUCUGAUUAUUAUUUUGUGGUUAUAUGAACGUUGUUCUUUAUUUCAAACUCUCGGCCUUUUCAGAGCGGGUGUGAAUCUUAACUAAUCAUCUCGUUCCAGGCUUUUGUCCCUGAGGAGAAAACCGUUUCCCCUAUUUUUGUAGGGCCCAAUUGUGCUUUAAGCGCGAGUAAACGUUUGGGAUCAAUGUGUAUUUAUUUUCUUCUAAAAAUAUUACCGAAUAUCACACGUUAAGUUAGUCUAUCCCCGUAUGCUCGGGUGGUGGUGAGGGGUAUAUAUUGUGGGGUGGGAUCUAUGCUAUCAUCAAUCGGUUUGUAAUAUUUUUAUUAGAACGAGAUAGCAUCGGUUUGUAAACGUAGUGGAUGUAAAUUAUUCCCUUUUUUAUGACUUCACAAACUUUUUUUUUUAAAACGAAGUGAAAAUAAUUUAUCUUUUAAAAUCAGUGAUUAUUGAACAUUUCCACUUAAUUCUUCACAGCCCAAAAUACAACUCAUCCAAUUUAUUGAAACUUAAUUGACUCUUCUUUCUCCAUGCACGUGGGGGGGGGGGGGUUACAGGAAUUAGGUAUUUUUUUUGCGUCUGCUAAAUUGUGGCGCUGCAUUUGUUGAUGAUCUAACGCAGUUGGGUGAGUUUUACAUUAUCUCUGUUUGGUUUCCCCGGAAACCCCAUUGGCUCCAUUUAUGGUGAAGUUUGUAUUUGCCCCCCCCGCUCCCCCACUAUUGACUAAUGCACAGCAGAUAACAAGUUUAAUAACGAGCCUACAGUGCAAAGAGAGGUCAUUUGAAGUCUAACUAAUCAUCUCGUUCCAGUGGGUGGUGUACUCUCUGACAUAAACAAAGAAAAAAUGCGAAAUUAGCUUCGUUGUCAAAAAACAAGCAAAUGUUCUUCAACGUUGAGCCUAAAUUGUAAUUCCUUUUUUGCGGGUUAAAAUUAGCAGCCUUUGAUCAAUUAAUUAUUCUGAAUUAUGUAAACCACACAAUUACUACAGCUGUGUAGUUCUAUAUAGAUAUCAUGCAGCAAAUUAAACAGCAUACACAUCCAAUCACUUAGUUUAAAAAAAAUAUUAUUUUACGUGUCACUUCAAAGCAAAGUUCAGCUGUCGCUUUAUUCGAUACGUAACGUAAGUCCUAAUUAGUUUAUUUUAUAUUUAGCGAAAGAUGCCCCCGAGGAAUGGAAACCAAUCGUUCAUAACCACGAGGAGGGAGGCCUCGUUUCUUAUCAGAUGCGAACUGUGGACGGGUCUUUGCCUCCAAUAUUUUUGUUGUUGUUGUUUGGCAAUGGGACCUCGAGUUGUAUGUUCAUCAUCACGUUUCACCUUUUUUGAAUACCCCUUUUUUUGAAUACCCCCAACGUGAAUCCAACGUUGUGAUGGUUGUCCUUCGUAUUACCCUUCCGCAUUCGCGUAUCUCAGCUGUUACAGAAACUGCCAUUGUCUGUUUUGCACUAUUACGUUUUGUUUUUUAUAUAUAUGUGUGUGUUUAUUAUUAUUGAUUUGUACGCUCUUUAGUUUAUACGAUAGAUCAUCGCCAUGUUUGACCUAUGAUCAAAGCUUUUUCGUGCUCGUUUUUAAGUAAGUCUCGUAGGCGGACGCUUUGCUGAUGUUCUGAUUUUGGCCUCGUGUGUGUGUUGUUUUAACCCUUGCAGCGGCAGCAAGCAUGGGCACGUGAGAUGGAAAUUUAACGCCACCACUUAUUGCAAAUCUUACUCGCGUACGCUUCUUUAUGGGUCUCACUGCUGGAAAUCAAAAGCACAAUUAGUAGAUUGUGAAACUGAAAUAUGUUGGUCAUGAUAUUUGUAUUAUUUUGUAUUGUUCAUCUAUAGGUAUGGGAUGUGGCUUGUGCAUUCAUUGUUGUUAAUUUUGCUUAAACUGUUGUACGGAAUGCAUUUGUGUAGCCUGCAUCUUAUAGCCACAGCGUUCAGGAAAUAUCCUUUCAAACAAGUUUUACGGGGAAUCAAAUGCAGUAUUAAAAUAAAUCCUAAAGUGGAAAAUUAUACAAUCCCUAAAGCUAGAUCCGUUAACAGAUAUACAGGUCCAAUACAAAAUAGUACAUUUCAAGAAACAUUGAAGGAUGCACGUAAAUAGUUAUCACUGUACAAUAUGAUCUUUGGAAAUUUGUUUUAAUUUGCUAUUAGAAACAAAAUACAUCCCACGUGACACGGUAAAGCGUUUAAAACCACUUGAGGAUAACAGUGGUUGUGAUAGAGUACUAUAAAGCCGAAACCAUUUGAGAAUGAGAUAAUCGACGUUUGCAUUGCCUGGGUAUAGGCAUCGGAAUUAAGCAUCCUGCAAAUCUAGACAUGAUGUAGCGGACUUGAUUCGCUGCUGGGCACGCGGCUACAUUGAAAUAAAACGGAGUAGGAGUGCGAGCGAGUCUACGAAUGCCACCAGUGUCCAAUGAAAAUCAUAUCACUGCCCCUCGUACCCAUUAAGGCUUUUACAUUUUAAAUUGUUUGGCUAUUUUCACAUCUGUUGCUCUUGCAGCGUAGCCCAACCCCGCCGGUCCUGUUCACAAGAUCUUUUCGAUGUAAAGCUUUCGUGACUGUAGGGAUUCAUCUUAUUGGUUCUUUCGGUAAAGUCACGUAGAAGGGAAAUAUUAAAUAAUAAAAUAAAACAUAAUAAAAUAAUUCUGAAUGAGACGUCUGAAUGAGACGCUGUCUCCCCGACAGACCUGUUCUUCACCUGAGGACGGCUGCUUGCGUUGUGGCCGAAACGUCGUGAGAAUUAUUUUAUUAUGUUUUAUUUUUAUAAUUUUAUAAUUUCCCUUCUACGUGACUUUACCGAAAGAACCAAGAAGAUCUUCCUUUUCUUUUAGCAGUUGUGCUCUCAACCUCAGACGCUCCAUCGGCUGCUCCGUGAGCAAGUGGCGGGUGUCUUUGGGUGAGCGACCGUUUAGUCCGGUCGCAAAUUUGGGCGAUUGUCUUAAAACCGAACAAGCAGUAGAGAGGAGAGGUGAAGAAGGCUUCUGACGGAGCUUCGUCUUGCCUCCCACCACCGCCUGCCCCCCCCCCCCCUCUCGUCAGCUGCGGGAGAAAUCCCUGCGGCGAGAUGCGACGCUGGGACUGUCUGUGGCCCUUUGCGAAUUACGGUUUUAAAUAGGGCUCCCCUCUGCCGUUCCCCUCCGCCGUUCCCCUCCGCUUGUCGCCACGCAGUGUUAUUUUGUUGUUGUCCAGUUUUUGCUUGGGUUUAAUAAAUUUAGAUUUAAAGCUUUCGUGACUGCAGGGAUUCAUCUUCUUGGUUCUUUCGGUAAAGUC